Messenger RNA from Panicum virgatum (switchgrass), 2534 nucleotides. Its product is annotated as jasmonoyl--L-amino acid synthetase GH3.3-like. Gene Ontology annotation, molecular function: acid-amino acid ligase activity. NCBI's taxonomy places the organism in Eukaryota, Viridiplantae, Streptophyta, Magnoliopsida, Poales, Poaceae. The transcript is spliced from 3 exons. Bases 287 to 2071 code for a protein of 594 amino acids. The record is from RefSeq and is a predicted model, not a curated record. Gene Ontology annotation, cellular component: cytoplasm.
AGCACAAGACUUCAGCUGUGAACUUGAGCAUGUUUACGACUUGAGUUGCCCUAGUCGUCAUCAGAUCAUUUGUUCCGAUCCAUAUGCUGGACGGCGUUGCAUGCACAUCCAACGAGACAAGAUCACGCUACUCUAGGGUUGGAAAUGUCAAACGUUACUCUCGAACCUACCGCCUUUGAAUUUCUGCUCCUCCAUUCCUGCUAUAAAUCCAAGGGGAGGAUGAUCCAACCUUAUUAGCCAAAACAAGAAGAAGCAAAUUAAAGCAUAGUUUUCAAGCGGCAAGACGAUGUUGGGGAGGAAGACGAAGAAGAAGAGUGAGUUCAGCAGUGAGGAGGCGAUCGCCGAGUUCGAACGGCUGACCCUGGACGCCGCCGCCGUCCAGCGGGAGACGCUUCGGCGGAUCCUCGACGAGAACGGCGCCGUCGAGUACCUCCAGAGGCUCGGCCUCGCCGGCCGCACCGACCCGGACGCCUUCCGGGCCUGCGUGCCGCUCGCCACGCACGGCGACCUCGAGCCCUACAUCGGCCGCAUCGCCGACGGCGACACCUCCCCCGUCCUCACCGCCAAGCCCGUCACCUCCAUCUCCCUCAGCUCUGGCACGACGCAGGGGAAGCGCAAGUACCUGCCCUUCAACGACGAGCUUUUCAAACUGACGAUGCACGUAUACCGGACUUCCUUCGCUUUCAGGAACAGGGCGUUCCCCGUCGACGACGGCAAGGCGCUGCAGUUCGUCUACGGCAGCCGGCAGUUGACGACCAAGGGCGGCCUCACGGCGACUACGGCCACCACCAACCUGUACCGUAACGAGGAGUACAAGGCCGCGGUGCGCGACAUCCAGCUGCCGUGCUGCAGCCCCGACGAGGUGAUCUUCGGCCCGGACUUCGCGGAGUCGCUCUACUGCCAUCUCCUCUGCGGCCUGCUCUUCGCCGGCGAGGUCCGGACCGUGUUCGCCAUGUUCGGGCACAACCUCACGCUCGCGUUCGAGACGUUGGAGCUGGUGUGGGAGGAUCUGUGCCACGACAUCCGCCGCGGCGCCCCGUCGCCGGCGCGGGUCACCAACCCGGCCGUCCGGCGGGCGGUGUCGGCCCUCCUCGCGCCGAACCCCGCGCUGGCCGACGAGGUGGCGCGCCGGUGCGCCGGGCUCAGCAACUGGUACGGGGUGAUCCCGGCGCUGUGGCCUAACGCCAAGUACGUGCACACGAUCGUGACGGGGUCCAUGGAGCACUAUGUCAGGAAGCUCCGGCACUACGCCGGCGGCCUGCCGCUGGUCGCCAUGGAUUACGGCGCGUCCGAGGGGAUGGUCGGUGCCAACGUAGAGCCGGAGAUGCCGCUGGAGUCGGCCACGUUCACCGUGCUCCCCAACAUUGCCUACUUCGAGUUCAUCCCUCUCAAGACCAGCGACGGCGGCGAAGCCUGUCCUGUCGCGAGCUACGCCGAGGCGGAGCCCGUCGGCUUGACGGAGGUCACCGUCGGCGAGCACUACGAAGUUGUCAUGACCACCUUCGCAGGGUUAUACCGGUACCGUCUGGGAGAUGUGGUGAAGGUGGCCGGGUUUUACAACUCCACUCCCAAGCUCAAGUUCGUGUGCCGAGGGAUGCUCACACUGUCCAUCAACGUCGACAAGAACAGCGAGCAGGACGUCCAGCUCGCCGUCGACAGCGCGGCCAAGAUCCUAGCCGCCGCCGGCGAGAGGUUGGAGGUCCUGGACUACACCAGCCACGCCGACGUGUCGUCCGACCCGGGCCACUACGUCAUCUUCUGGGAGCUCAGCGCCGCUGCCGGGGCUGACGACGACGUGCUGCAGAGCUGCUGCGAUGAGUUGGACAGAGGCUUCGUCGAUGCUGGCUACGUGAGCUCGAGGAAGACCAAUGCCAUCGGGCCGCUAGAGCUGCGGGUCCUGCAGCCGGGCACCUUCCGAAAGGUGAUGGAGGAUUACCUCUCCCUCGGAGCUCCUGUCAACCAGUUCAAGCUGCCACGGUGCGUUGCCGGAUCCAACUCGAGCGUCCUCCAAAUUCUCUCUAGCAGCACCAUGAAGGUCUUGUUCAGCACGGCCUACGGUUCAAGCUGCUAAUGGUCUUCCUUCAAUUUGGUGGAAAAUGGUUUUCCUAGAGUUUGGUUUGGUUUCACAAAAGAAACGGUUUGAUUUGGUUUGAUUUGGCUUGACUAGAUAUGAUUAUCGUUUUAGACAUCACUAGCGCAUAGCAAUUAAAAGUACCACCACCAACACGCUCUUGCACUAUUUAUUGGAUCUCCACCUUCCUCUAUACCUUUGACGGGUGGUGCGAUUUGGUUUUAACAUGCUAUGUGCGGUGAUCUGAAGUGGUUUUAUGUCAGCGUGUUUAAUGAAAAUAGUUUGGUGUGGAUUUAGUUUGGAUCCCAGACCAUUGGGAGCUUGACAUACGGUGGUAUGUAACAACGACUCAAGAUAGUUUAAUAAUAUACACAAGCAUUGAUCAGGAUUUAGGAGCAGAUACUGAGAGCAUCUCCAAGAGUUUGCCAUAUUUUACUUGGCAUAUCUUGUGUUUUGCCAACUU